Dama dama (fallow deer) is the source of this 830-nucleotide messenger RNA. RefSeq names its product stromal cell derived factor 2 like 1 (gene SDF2L1). NCBI's taxonomy places the organism in Eukaryota, Metazoa, Chordata, Mammalia, Artiodactyla, Cervidae. The record is from RefSeq and is a predicted model, not a curated record. The coding region runs from base 40 to 705 and encodes 221 amino acids. The transcript is spliced from 3 exons.
AGCGACCGCGGGCCGAGUCGCCGGAGCCCGGCCGGGGCGAUGUGGAGCGCGGGCCGCGGUCGAGCUGCGGGCCCGGCGCUGCUGGGGGUCCUGCUAGCCCUCUCGCUGCCGGGGGGCCGUGCCGCCAAGGCCGACGCGGGGCUCGUGACCUGCGGGUCGGUGCUGAAGCUGCUCAAUACGCAGCAUCGGGUGCGGCUGCACUCGCACGACAUCAAAUACGGAUCCGGCAGCGGCCAGCAGUCGGUGACCGGCGUGGAGGCGUCCGACGACGCCAACAGCUACUGGCGGAUCCGCGGCGGCACGGAGGGCGGGUGUCCGCGCGGGUCCCCGGUGCGCUGCGGGCAAGCGGUGCGGCUGACGCACGUGCUUACCGGCAAGAACCUGCACACGCACCACUUCCGGUCGCCGCUGUCCAACAACCAGGAGGUGAGCGCCUUUGGGGAGGACGGCGAGGGGGACGACCUGGACCUGUGGACCGUGCGCUGCUCAGGGCAGCACUGGGAGCGGGAGGCCGCCGUGCGCUUCCAGCAUGUGGGCACCUCCGUAUUCCUGUCGGUCACUGGCGAGCAGUACGGGAGCCCGAUCCGGGGGCAGCACGAGGUGCACGGCAUGGCCAGCGCCAGCGCCCACAAUAAGUGGAAGGCCAUGGAAGGCAUCUUCAUCAAGCCCAGCCCGGAGGCCCCUGGGGGCCACGAUGAGCUCUGAGCGCUGUGGACCGGGGGUGGAGGGCAGCGGGGAGUGUUGUCUGCAGACAACUCUCGGGGGAGACUUUGGGUUUGUAGGGGUUCUCAAGUGCCUUUAUGAUUAAAGAAUGUUGGUCUGUGGUCGCA